UCGUUGUGUCCCUGUUUUUCUACAUGCAAUAGAAUGAGACACAAUCGUGCUCGUGGUACUAACAGUGAAAUUUGAAACGGUGGUCAUAGUCGGUGCCAGUCAGUGCUGAAGAAGAUAAAGUGGUGAUUCCAUUUGGUGCGUGAUCGUCAAAAUGGGAAGGCUAUUGUUCCUCGGUGUCUGCAUUUCCUUACUUCUGUUAUCAUUUUGUGAAAAUGGAAAAGGCUUCAUUAACGUCUAUCCCAAGAUAAAAGAUUAUCCUUUAAAGGAUGGAGAAGAUCCUGGAACUCCUUUAAUCCUGACUCCUCUUAUACAGAGUGGAAAAAUUGAUGAAGCAAGAACAAAGGCAAUCGUCCAGCAUAAUGCGAUGUUGGACGUUAACAGUUAUUCUGGAUACUUUACAGUCAACAAGGAGUAUAACUCAAAUAUGUUCUUUUGGUUCUUCCCAGCCCAGAUUAAUCCCAAAGACGCUCCUGUAGUGCUGUGGCUACAAGGUGGUCCAGGAGCUACGUCUCUCUUUGGUUUGUUUGUUGAAAAUGGACCAUUCAUUAUCACUUCAAAUAAAACUCUCACCAUGAGAAAGUAUUCUUGGACCAAAUCCCACAAUGUUAUUUACAUUGAUAAUCCAGUUGGUACUGGAUUUAGUUUCACUGAUAAUGAUAAAGGAUAUGCUACAAAUGAAACUCAUGUUGGCAGAGAUGUUCACACUGCACUGGUACAAUUUUUCCAACUAUUUCCUGAACUGCAGCAAAAUCCAUUCUAUGUAACUGGUGAAUCUUACGCUGGAAAAUAUGUUCCUGCUGUGUCUCAUGCAAUUAAAGAUUUUAAUAUCAAAGCCGAGUUAAAGAUUAAUCUCAAGGGUUUAGCUAUUGGUAAUGGUUUAACUGACCCUGAGAAUCAGCUUCUAUAUGGUGACUAUUUAUAUCAGUUAGGACUAAUUGAUUUUAAUGGUAGGGAUCUGUUUCAUGCAUAUGAGAAAAAAGGUCGGGAGUUGAUACAACAGAAAAAAUUUGAGGAAGCAUUUGAAAUCUUUGAUAAGCUUCUUGAUGGAGACUUAACCUCUACCCCAUCUUUAUUCAAAAACUUAACAGGGUUUGAUUUUUAUUUCAAUUAUCUACACACUCAAGAUACAAAUGAAUCUAAUUGGAUGUCCGAAUGGGUACAACAGGUUGAUAUCAGACGUGCAAUUCAUGUUGGUAAUUGUUCUUUCCAUGCAGAAGAUUCGACAGUUGAAAAACAUUUGAAAAAUGAUGUAAUGCAAUCCUUAGCAGUCCUAAUAUCAGAUCUUACACAGCAUUACAAAGUUCUUCUUUAUAAUGGACAGUUGGAUAUCAUUGUGGCUUAUCCACUAACCGAAAACUAUGUGCAGAACUUGAAAUGGCCAGGAGCGGCAGAAUAUAAGAAAGCUCCACGUAAACAAUGGUGGGUUGGAAAGGAAUUAGCUGGUUAUUCGAAAACUGUUGGAAAUCUAACAGAAGUAUUGGUGCGCAAUGCGGGUCACAUGGUUCCACAUGAUCAACCUCAAUGGGCCCUUGAUCUUAUAACACGUCUGACACAUAAUAAACUCUUCUAAUUAUUUUGCAGUAAAAACUACAAAGCCAAAUAUUUGUGAUUCCUAAUAUGAUAUAUUCCAAUUAAACACUCGUUACAACAUAACAUGUAAGAUAAAAGCUGCAAGAACAUAAUGUAAUAUAUAUAUAUAUAAAAUUUUAGAUAUUGUACUUAUUAAUAUAAAGUAGUAAACAAGACAACAUUUUUAUAUAGAU
Molecule: messenger RNA, 1763 nt
Organism: Cephus cinctus (wheat stem sawfly)
Lineage: Eukaryota; Metazoa; Arthropoda; Insecta; Hymenoptera; Cephidae
Product: venom serine carboxypeptidase
Exons: 2
Coding region: 152-1570 (472 amino acids)
Biological process (GO): proteolysis
Molecular function (GO): serine-type carboxypeptidase activity
Source: RefSeq, a predicted model, not a curated record